CCGCCGUGGCCCGCCUCGUGUGGCCCAUCGUGGCGGUGCUGCUGGUGGUGGCCAUCGCCGGCCCGGCGCUCACCUGCUACCUGCUCGUCAAGGAUUACUCUUCAGAAGUGACCUCGCUGCGCCGUGACCUCCUCUUCUGCCAGCUGGGGUCAACGCGCCUGCCGCCCCUCGACCUUGACCUUAAUCUUGACCUCCUUGACCCCUUCACGCCCCCCUCCACCGCCCCCUCGCCCACCCCCUCCCUGCCCAUGCCCCCCGCCCCCCUCCCUCUCGUGGCAGACACACCGAUAGCUGAUUCUAGUCCCUCCUCCUCCUCUUCCUCCUCUUCCUCUUCCUCCGACUUUGUUUCUAGAGGUAAGAGGAAGAGAGGUCCCCCCACCCUCCCCCCCUCCUCCCCCUCCCACACAAUGAUGCAGGAUCAGUCUCAUCUUCCUCCUCCUUCUCCUCCUCCCCCUCCUCUUCUUCUUCUUCCGGGUCCUACUCAUUCUCCUUCCUCCUCCUCAAAAAAAUCAUCAUCAUCAUCAUCAUUGUCAUUCUCCCCACUGUCAGUUGCUUCCUCUUCCUCUUCCUCCUCCUCCUCCUCCUCCUCCUCCUCUUCAAAAGCAAGCGAGGAGCCCUUCUCCGAUAAGGAGUACGUGUCGGUGCUGGAGCGGCAGAUCCGGGACCUUCGUGCGCGCGUGGCCGCCUGCCGCUCGUGCCUCGUGCCGCCGCAGCGCGCCCUGGCGGUGUGCGGCGGCGGGGCGGCGUGGAGAGACUACCGCCACCGCCGCCGCCUCCUCCGCCGCCACGAGAAACGGCGGAGGAAGGAGGAGAAGCGGAGGAGGAAGGAGGAACGGAGGAGAAGUAAGGAGAAGGAGGGAGUAAGCAACACUAGUCCAUCUACCACUACUACUACUUCUACUACUACUACUACGCCUGCUACCACCACCACCACCACCACGUCACCGCCGCCAAGGGACUCUGACGUGAUCCUGGACUCCCUGUUAGCGGACGUGGCCUACAGUGAGCACCAGGACAAUCAAAGAGCGAGGGAGACCCAUCGCAUGAGCACGGAUUUCCGACGCGGGUUCAACCAGAAGAUUUCACGGAUGGACGAGGCGCUCACCCAGUUCACGGACACCCAGGCGGCGUUCUGCAAGGAGCUUCGGGACAACUUGGGAGCGAGGUUGGAAAAGCGUGGACAAGAACUUGAGGCGCUGUCAGACCAGAUCGCGGCGCUGGUGCGGACGACGACCACGCAGAUUACGGCACUGGAGAAGGCAGCGUCCGACCAGAUGUACGCAGGGCAGAGCAGCAUAGAGAAGACGCUGGCUAUCACGCAGGCAAUACGCGACUCGCAGCUCCGCGCUAUACAGAACUACCACAAGCAAACGUUCCUACCCGCCGCCGCCGCUGUCGCUACCAUACUCACGGAACAGGCCUCGGCGCUGACCUCCAUGGGCGUUGAGCUGAUUACAAAGGUUGAGAUGCUGCAGGACGUGUAUCUGACCUAUGCCACGCGCGAAUCGGACGCCCUCAAGAAACUGACGCAGGAGGUGGAAAUGUUCGCCGCGAAGCACAGCAACCUGGCGGCGAGGACACGGGACCACGCCAGGCAGGUCCACCUCGGCGCGGACAGCUUCGUCAGGGAGAUCCAGAACCGCAUGAACAACGUGGUUAAAGAGUUGGUCCUGAUCCGUAUGCAGAGUCAGAACUUCGUGGCCGCUAACAACGACGCCCACAAUGAUAUCUCCUACAGCGUCAACCAGACCCAGGUGGCGGUGGAGACGCUCUCGCAAGGCCUGAAGCAGAGACUAGACAACGCGACGGAACUUCACCAAGACUUCAGGAACGUGUUCAAGAAAGAGACGGACCAUAUAUCGUCCACGGUGGAGGCUGGGAUAAGCGAGGCUCUCUUCUCCAACCACGCAUCGGUGAGCCACGUUGAGGAGGCGGAGCUGGAUACGCGGGUGUUCGUGGGGACGGCCAGGGCGGCUUGGGAGGAGCUCUACCUAUCACAGGAGGCCGAGCUACGGAAGGAGGCAGACUCCCUCACCCACGGCCUUCAGAGUCACACCCACCACACUCAGAACGUCCUAGCGGGCAUGAGGGCAACUGCGGAAACUCAUGAACUGGUGUUGGAGGAGCAGCGCAUGAAUUUCCAGCAGUUCAUCCGCAAGAGACAGGAUGCGCUGGACAUUCAGUGUUCGGCCGUGAGCGACUGGGCGACGCUCAUGUCCACGGAGCUGCGACGGCGGGACGAGGACCUCCACCGCUUCCUGAGUGAAGACCUCCACUACAACACAGUCACCGUUCCUGAUGAUGGCGAUGAGUACAAAAUUUCCCGACGCCAAGAUGGGUCGUGGGCAUACCAGUCGGGUCACGCCCACACCCAAGCCCACCCCCCGGGACCCACCCACACCCGCCCGCUCACCUCAAAUGUGACACAUCAUCUCGCAAGGGGUGCCUAUAGCGGCGCAUCACACAGCACCACACAGCAAUCUAGUCGGAACGCACGCCCCCAGAGCCACACGGGCCGGGCCACACCACAUGCCCUGACCCCGGACCCUAAAGCCACCACUGCCAGCCACAGGGACACCACUACUAGGGAUGAAGACCCCUCCUCGCCUGACGGGGACACCAGCGCUAUCACUGCCAGCACCGGGAACACCAGCGCCGCACACCACACACUCAGCAUUGCCGGAACUCACACCAGUCUUGGGAACGCUCGUAACACUGAUACUCUGAAUGGAAGGGAUAAGUUAGCUGCUAGACGAACCGGUCAUACUAGGAACACUUACUCUCCUGAUACUUUUACGGAUGGAAGGGAUAAGAUGACCACUGCAAGACGAACCACUAAUACCAGGAACACUUACACUCCUGAUAUACCUACUGACAGAAUAGAUAAGGUAGCUGCUAUAAGACACACCACUGGGAUCACUCACACUCCUCAUUCUCAUAAAACUGAUACAAACAAUGGAAAGGAUACCCCAAGCUCUGUAGGGCAAACCACCACUCCUGAGACUACCACCAAGGGAAGGAAUAAGUCAACCGCCCUUAGACACACCACCAGCACAGGGGAUAUCACCACCACCUCCUCCUCCUCCUCCUCCUUCUCUUCCAUUAUGGACAACCCGAUAUCAGCAAGACAAACCUCCACCACCACCAUUGCUAAUUUCUCUACCACAGCAAAGCCUAUCACCAAUACUAAGGACACCAGAGAUAGCCACACCCCCACCUCCAUUAGUACCAGACACAUCACCACCUCUACCAUCACCAGGGACACACACACUCCUGCUUUACACACCACAAGCCUGAGCACGGACAAUAAUGACACCCCAAGUUCUGCCACAGGUAUCGAGAGCAUAACCAUGGAUUCUAAAACGUUCUUGAAGGCUUCAAAUACCACCAACACCAAGACUAAGACUACCACUAACACCAGCAGUAACACCACCUCCCUCACUAGUGUAGCAACCCAAGAACACAAGCAAGGAAAACAAACGUCUGGUGAUUACGAGGAUGAGAGAGAGACCGCAAUGAACGUACUUACACUGGCCGAGGAUGCUUCCCCUGCCUCACCCAAUCACCCCCUCAUCCCAACACUGCGCACACCCUCCCUCGCCCCCGCCUCACAGCCCCGUACCCCCCCUCACCCGGCCCUAGGGGAGACGGAGGUGCCAAGUUCGAAUCACCUGGACGAGGGAAGUGGCAGUGAGUGGGAGGAGAAGUGGGAGGUGAUGGUUGGGGAUCGUGACAUGACUAACAGUGAAAUGAGGCCUCACUUCACCCCUUUGGAAACAGAUAAGGUCAUGGAGGUCACUACUAAUGCUGGAACAGGCCCUCACUUCACCCCUUUGGAAGCAGAUAAGGUCACGGAGGUCACUACUAACACUGAAACAAGCCCUCACUUCAGCCCUUUGGAUAUAGACACAGCCAUGGAGGACACUACCAUGGCUGAGACAACCCCUCACAUUAGCUCUCGUGAAGAAGGUACGACUGCAGGUGUCUCAUCAAAGAUAACGUUGGACAUUGAUGGAGUCGAGGGUUCAGUGAAGACUACCAGGACAGAGGGGGAUACUGACGCUGGUGAAGAUGCAGUACAGGACCAGGAGGGCAGCACGGAAGCAGUCUCCAUGCGCAAUCAGAAUGAUGGAACGUAUGAAAACCCGCCGUGCAGAAUUAUGUGUCGGGAGAACGGAAAUCGAGAAAUGCGCGACAGGAAGAUUUUAAGUGAGGAAGAUAAGGAUGAGAGUAUUGAAAAAACAUCUUCCUCCUCUUCUUCCUCCUCCUUGAAGAUCCACAACAACAACCAUAAGGACGAAGAUGACACAAAAAACUCUUCCUCCUCUUCCUCCUCCUCCUCUAAGGCCUACAGCGAUGUGAGCGAGGACGAGAUUGUGAGGAACUUCCGCAAGAUCCUCCAGGAAGCCCAUGCAACCAUACAGAGGUUCCGGAAGGACUUUCAAUCCCCGGGGCACGUCACCUUCGCCAACGCAACACCCGCUGUGCCUUGGGAGCGGUUCCUUGCUGGUAAGGCCGAGCGGGCGCGAGGCGGAAACAACAACAACAUCAAGGAAACAAACACCACGAGCAAUGUUUCAACACCACCGCCAGACGCAACACCACCAAAAUCAACAUCUUCAGACACCACAGAAGUAGAUAUCACCACCAACACCACCACCAACACCACUGAAGGUCAUGAUGCAGGAACAACAGAGGAUCGAAACCCAUUUAAGCCAAGCACUAAAAGGAAUCCAAUCCGCCACAGUGCACGGAAGAGGAAGUCCGGGAGAUCCACGAGGGAGAGAGGGAAAGGGGACAGAAAGAGGAAAAGAAAAGGAGGUGGAAAGAAGAAUAAGAAGGGAUAGAUGAAAAGCCAAGGAGUAGAAAAUAAGGAUGAGAAAUGAGGGUAAGGAGAUGAAACAUUGAAGGAGUUUAACCAUGUACCAGCGACGGGCAAAAUUUGUGGCUUUACCAUGUACCAGUGACAGGCCAAAUUUGUGGCUUUACCAUGUACCAGUGACAGGCCAAAUUUGUGGCUUUACCAUGUACCAGUGACAGGCCAAAUUUGUGGCUUUACCAUGUACCAGUGACAGGCCAAAUUUGUGGCUUUACCAUGUACCAGUGACAGGCCAAAUUUGUGGCUUUACCAUGUACCAGUGACAGGCCAAAUUUGUGACUUUACCAUGUACCAGUGACAGGCCAAAUUUGUGGCUUUACCAUGUACCAGCAACGGGCCAAAUUUGUGGCUUUACCAUGUACCAGCGACAGUCCAAAUUUGCGGUUUUACCAUGUACCAGCAACGGGCCAAAUUUUUGCCAUGAUAUAAACCCAAAAAAAUAGAUGAUGCAUAAACUGAUCACAGAUGCGUUGAUAUAUAUUAUGAAAUGGUUUGUGUGAGUGAUGAUUUUUUCUCAUUUUUCUUGCUUAGAGGGAAGGGCCUUUAAGAAACAUGAUCCCAGCAGCUACCAGGUUGAGUCACAGGAAGGAGGAAAUACAGAUAGGCUUUGGAAACUGAAGAAGGAAAUGUGGUGUGAAAAUAAUGAAAACUGAUGGAAAAAGAAGCGACCAAAAUGUGUGAAAGAAAAAUAGUGACUAAUGUUGAUAGAUGAAAGGAAAGGAGAGGAAAAGAGAUCAGUGAAACAAUUGUGAAAAGCAAAUAUGACUAAAAAAAAGGAAUAUUUGAACGGGAUAAAAAAAAAAAUAAUGAUAAAAUGAAUUAGAAAAAACAAUAACAGUGUGAGAUGAACAACAGGGAGAGAUAGAAAAAGAAAAUUAAGUAAAAAAUAAAGAGAAAAAGAAAAAAAA
Messenger RNA from Eriocheir sinensis (Chinese mitten crab), 5787 nucleotides. RefSeq names its product serine-rich adhesin for platelets-like. The transcript is spliced from 13 exons. The record is from RefSeq and is a predicted model, not a curated record. The coding region runs from base 249 to 4847 and encodes 1532 amino acids. Lineage: Eukaryota; Metazoa; Arthropoda; Malacostraca; Decapoda; Varunidae.